This is a messenger RNA of Camellia sinensis, 1243 nucleotides long. The record is from RefSeq and is a predicted model, not a curated record. NCBI's taxonomy places the organism in Eukaryota, Viridiplantae, Streptophyta, Magnoliopsida, Ericales, Theaceae.
AUGGCAGUAGCUGCAAUGAAUGCACUAAGUGGAACCUACAUCAUGAGGGGAUGUGAUCAGCCAUUGGUUGUUCGUUUUGCGGAACCUAAGAAGCCCAAGAUUGGAGAGUCAAGGGAUAAUUGUAAAUUUGGUGCUGACCAAAAAAAUAAUGGUAAAUUUGGUGGUUCGAUCAUUGGUUCCCGUUUUCAAGAACCAGUUUUUAGGCCAGCACCAUAUCUUAAUGAUCCAGUGGCUGGACAUGUGCUGCCCAGUGCUUCUCCUCCACUUAGUCCAAAGACUAUGGCAUCAUCUUUCCAAUCUCCACAGACUGGAGGCAAGCCUCAGACAGUUUCUGGCACUCCCACUGCAUCAGAACUAGUUUUGCCUUCAAGUACCUCUUCUUCCCCUGCAGUGCCUCCAAGUACCCAAACAACAGAUGUAUUGGAUUGUGAUUGGAGUGAACAUACCUGUCCUGAUGGAUACAAGUACUAUUAUAAUUGUGUCACUCUUGAAAGCAGGUGGGAGAAGCCCGAGGAGUAUUUUUUCUUUGAACAACAAUUACAAAAGCAGCAGGAGCAGGAGCAGGAGCAGCAACAUUCUUGUCUAGAGGUUCCUUCCCUGUCAAACCCACAGGUUCUUUCUACCCAAGAAGUUUCUCAAAUGCAAGAGGUGCAGCUUCAGACACAACUCUCGAAUCUGGAAAUCCAACAGCCUUCCUUGCCUACAUUGGUUCAUUCCCUGUCAAACCCACAGGUUCUUUCUACCCCAGAAAUUUCUCAAAUGCAAGAGGCGCAGCUUCAAACACAACACUCGAAUCUGGAAAUACAACAGCUGUUCUUGCCUACAUCGGACACCGGGCAAGAGGUGCAGCUUCAGACACAACUCUCAAAUCUGGAAAUCCAACAGCCUUCCUUGACUACUUCGGAACUUGAACCAGUGAAAGUGCAGGUCGCAACAAGCCCCAACAUUGCUCCGACUUGUGUCUAAGUGGUUUGAUGUGAAAUAGUUUGGAUGAAGCGCUAAAGAUGAUUUGUGGCAACGUAAAGGAGCAUUUAAAGGGGGCUGCAAAAGUUUAAAGGGGAUAUUGCAUUGCUCAAAGUUUAUAUGUGUUUGGCAAUUUUGGGUGGCCCUGUUUUUCUUCUUCUUACGCUUUGACAUCCCUUUUCUAUAAAACCAUUCAAUGAAUAGAUUGUUGUACACAGAAGAGUGUGGAUCGGAAAUAAUUCAAAAAUGGAUAAAAGGAGGUCAGUUCUGUGUAAAAGUU